AUGCAAUGUGCCAUUGUUCAUGCAGCAACUGAGGAUACUGCAUCUUCGUGUCGGAUAGAAUGGGCUGAAGGGCGUGGCAUCACCUGGACACCUCGUAACAAGCCAGACAGACUGAGAGCCCGUCUCAAGGAGUGUGAAGAGCUACUGUCCCAACACCCUCCAGUCUGUGUGAAGUGGAAGGCCCUCCGACACUGUCUAAUUCUCCUGAAGAAUGGAGUUCUGGUAACAGUCACUGUUGCAAGGCACUCUGGAGACAUUGAGAGACUCAACAUUGACAGGAGUCUAGUCACUAGACUUCCCUCCAAUAUUGAUGCUGCUGUGAUAGGAGACAACAGUAUCCUCUUGUCUCUCUCGGAGGACCACAGACCGGCCAUUCUCUCUCUGCAGGCCAAGAAGCUGACAGGAUCUCCCCUCCCUCUCUCACUCACUCAGACUGACUCGGGCAGGAAACUUGAGAGACUAUCAAACGUCGACCCAAAGCUCCAUUUUGCUCACGUGCGAGGACUCCCAGUGACGGGGAUAUGGAAGCACGUGAGACUCAACACCAUAGGAGAUCUGGCGGUAUUUUGGUGGAGGGAGAGGAGCCCUCACUCCCACACCACUCACAACCUACUACUCUUCUUCAUCAACAGUGGCAUAAUGGACUAUGUUGGGGGAGUGCAUACUGACUAUCAACCAGUGGACAUUCAAUUCAGUAAGAAGUACUAUCGGAAGUUGUACUGUCUGGAGAGGGUCAGUAGGUCAGCCUACCUUUCAUCCAUGUACGAGUGUGGAGAAAACGAGUUGUCCAAGAAAUCAAUUGAAUCUGAGAUACCACUGUCAGGCAGAGUGGUCGUGUGUGAGAGGAGUGUGGAUGAGACCAAGAUCAUGCUGGCCUGCGAAGACGGCACAAUUGUUCUACACGAUGUGAUUGGAGGAAAAACUACAUCAACACAAUCCUUUAUAAAACCGAUCCAUCUCAUCCGCUGGCACCCAGCCGGCGGCUUUGCCUGUGUCCUCAGCUCCAAGGGAGAGCUCCAGGCGUUUGACUUGGGACUCAACCCUCUCCAGUUCCUGCUGAAUGGGGAGGAGCCUUCCCCCACCCUCAUACUCAGUCUCCACAGCCAUAUACUUGGAGUGACUCGUCUGAUUAGGGCAGAGUGGGGUUCGGGACUGCGAGAAGGGGAGGGCCACGGAGGUUGCUACGACAACUUCAUCAUCAUCUUUGAAAAUGGGCCAAUGGUUCUAUUGAGGCUGGAACUGGGGGUGAUGAGCAGGGGCUGUGUGGGACCAGUUGAGAUGGUCUGUGAACACCUCAGACUGGGACACACCGACAAGGCAAUUCGGAUACUCCACAUGCUGAGUUGGUUGAAUCAGUCACUGGAAGCUUAUUCCACCCUCUCCCUUAUUAUCAAUCACACUCUCAAACUACCACUCACUGCAGAAACCAUUGCUCAAAUGGACGAGGCUCUGGCGACUUUUCUGACACCUGAAAAGCCUGUUCCCCAUCUUGCCCACAGGGACAGUAUCUUCAACCUAGCCAGACGCUACUUCUUCUUACUCCUCAGGCAUGGAUGGCUGGAGAAGUGUCUUGAAUUGGCAGAGCAACUAAAUGCUAGAGACCUCGUAAUGGACGUGUACUUCAGAGCCACUCAACUGGGUCUCGAUACUCUGGCAAAGACAGCCAGACAGACAGCUCAGCAGAUCCCUCUCGGGGGUGAGCCCAUGUCGUCAGACCAGCUGAAACUGCUCGACCUGGUCUCCUCCGAGAGUCCGCACGCCCAGACCAGCAGCGUGCCUCGUCUGCUGGGCAGCUGGGACGAGAGAGAUGACCAGUUGCAGGGAGGAGACUGGCUCGAGGAAAGAGGACGCGAUUUUGCCGACCGUUUGGCAUCGAUGAAGUUUUAUACCUCAAACGAAUACAGUUCGGGAUCAGAAGCAAUGGGAGACAGUUUGCCAGAAGACUCAAUACUUGACAAUGAGGGCCUGCCGUACACUCCCAACAAACUGGAGCAAUAUGCUGAGUGUGUGGUCAUAGCAGCCCACCUUCUCUGUUCCUUUGCCUUCUACACUUCGCCUAUGUACUUUUUAUACUAUCUGCUUAGAUAUGGGGUGCCUACUACGGUAGGAGUGCUCAGUACAGCAAGGAACCUGGCUUUCAUACCCAUCUCGCUGUCCCUUGCCUACAUAGUAAGAGGUGUUGGGAGGUUCAAUAACAGAACGUACGUUGAGUUUCUGCGGUCGUGGAAUGCCACGCGGAGAAUGAAGACCAAAGUUGGACCUGCUGAGGCUAGGUUGACUGGUAUACAUGGCUACGACUUUGACAUGAGGUCCCACCCCGUCACCUUCCGUUUCGAUGAAUCCACCGUCAAGCCCCGCAGGAUCAUGAGUGCCAGGAGGAAAGGCCUUCUCGAGAGACUCUCCAAAUUCCCCAUCUCUUCUCUCAGAUAUAUAGCGGCUCACAUGGUUGGACGGAGGCUCAUAUAUCCCGGGUCUCUCAUGCUCCUCAACCUGGCAGUGGCUGAACCAUCAUCUCGAGGCCGAGCAACUUACAAGAGAAAGUACGAUGCACAUCGGGCUCGACUGCUGGCCUCCGACGGGAACCAGCUGGACUGCAUGUUUGUUGAUCGCAGGGGUUCCCCCGACGUCACCGCCAGGGGCAACCGUCUCGUCAUCUGCUGCGAGGGGAACGCAGCCUACUAUGAGCUGGGCCUUCUGGAGGUCCCAGCUAAAGCUGGGUACUCAGUUCUUGGCUGGAAUCAUCCUGGAUUUGGAGAUUCUACCGGGCUCCCGUUUCCCUCCCAAGAGUUCAAUGCAGUUGACGUGGUGGUUCGCUAUGCAGUCACCGACCUUGGAUUUGCAUUCCAGGAUAUCAUCGUGUACGCCUGGUCCAUUGGUGGUUACACAGCCUCGUGUGCAGCCAUGAGCUACCCUGACAUUGGAGCUGUUGUGCUGGACGCCAGUUUCGACGAUCUCUUUCCACUUGCUCAGAGAAGAGUCCCUCCAGCCUUUGUAAGCUUCACCCAUGGAAUGGUUCGGGAGUACUAUGACCUCAACAUUGGAGAACAGAUGUGCAGGUAUUCCGGACCGAUACUGAUUGUGCGACGUACUGAGGACGAAAUGAUGUCAAUAAAUGGUGAAGUGGGGACGAACCGAAGCAACCACCUGCUUGUAAAAAUUCUUCAGCACAGGUAUCCUAGCCUAGCUACAGCACAGAGUCUGCCUUCACUGUGGAAUUGGCUGCAAGCUGAAACCGAGGAAGAGAGAACUCUACUGACAGUGUCUAUAAAUCCAAGAGUGUGCUCUUCGAAAUUGAAGUCCUACAUGUCUGAGUUUGGUAGCUCCUAUCCGUGGACCAUAGGCAAUGGGAUGCCCCUGUCAGAAAAAGUGGAGCUGCUAUUGUUUCUGGUUGGCCAGUACGUGGUAAACUACGAGUCAACUCACUGUGUCAUUCUGCCAACUGACUAUUUCAGAGUUCCUCCGCCUGGAAAUAUACAGUAGUAGUUUCUCAUAAUUUAGCCUGUGUGUUUAAUAUAGGGGCACUUGCACUGAAAUUCGUUGUAGAGUCGUUAUUACGUAAUACCUACGGUGCGCGCUAUUUUGGGUUG
Messenger RNA from Geodia barretti, 3587 nucleotides. The record is from the annotation of a GenBank genome assembly. NCBI's taxonomy places the organism in Eukaryota, Metazoa, Porifera, Demospongiae, Tetractinellida, Geodiidae.